AUGUCCAAGAUAGAGAAGCUUUCAAUCCAGGGCGUCCGGUCCUUCGGGCCAAAGAAAGUGAUGGCCAUCCAGUUCGAGACGCCACUCACCCUGAUCGUGGGCGUGAACGGUUCCGGCAAAACCACUGUCAUUGAGAGUUUGAAAUACAUAACCACCGGAGAACUGCCGCCCAAUGCCGCCAGAGGAGCUUCAUUCAUCCACGACCCCGAGUUUGAUGGCGAGAAGGAGGUACUUGCAAAGCUGCAACUGCUCUACACAUCUGUCAACCACACGAGGAUUGUGUCUACCCGCAACCUUCAACUUACAAUCAACUCCAGGGGUGCUCGAAGUGCCAAGCAGCUUGAAGGCACCAUUCGAAUGGUGAAGGACGGAGAGCGGAGCGCCGUGAGCUCCAAGACGAUGGAGCUGAACGGCCUGAUGCCACGCUCACUCGGCGUGUCCAAAGCGAUUCUGGAAUAUGUCAUCUUCUGUCACCAGGAAGAAUCGUAUUGGCCCCUUGGUCAAGCCAAGGAGCUGAAGGAGAAAUUCGACCAGAUCUUCGAAGCACUCAAAUACAGCAGGGCAAUCGACAAUCUCAAGGUCUUGCAGAAGAAUAAGCGAGAGGACUUGAAGACAUUGAAAGUGAUUGAGGACCAUGCCAAAGCUGACAACGACAAGGCCAACAAGUCCAAGGGAGUUCGAAAGAAGCUGGAGACGGACAUUCAAAAUCUGAAUCAGAGAAAGCUGGAGCUUGGCCAGCAGCUUCAGGAGGCCAAGGAGAAGGCAGAGGAGUUCUGGGAGCAGGCUGGCAAGGCUGACCACUACGUCAGCGAGCUACGAGGCAAGCGCAUAGCGCGUCAGACCAAGGACGAGAGUGUUCAGAGCUUGCGGCAGAACCUGAACGAGAUGUCCGAUUCUGAUGCAGAACUCCAGAAGAUGUUUGAACAAUACGAGGAGCGCAUCGCGAUGUACAACGCCGAGCUUGACGAAAAGACUGCGACUUACCAUGAAUUCACAAACGAGAUCCAGGAGGCGAGAGAUCAGGUCAACUCGAAGGAGCGUGAGGUUGGAUCCUACGAGGCACAGAAGGAGAGCUACGACCGUCAAGUCCAGAGCCGGAAGCGACUUGUGCAGGAGACUGCACGCAGCCACGAGAUCCGCGGAUACGAUCUGGACAUCGACGAUGAUAAGGCGAAGACUUUCAUGGAAGUCAUCUCCAAGAGGGCUCGCGACCAGCAAGCAGAGUUCGAACAGGCACGUUCUGAGGCACGAGAAGAGCUGCAAAAACAGCAAAAAGUGCUCAACGGAAUAUAUGAGCGCAAGUCGGCGUCGAACCAGAGCAAGAAUACCGCCCGUCAGACAAUCUCGACAUACGACGGCAAGAUUCGUGGCCUUCAGGCACAGCAAAACAAGAUCGACCUUGACGAGGGUGGAAAGGCCACCUUGGAGUCGCAGCUACAGGAGACUCAGACCCAGUUGCAGCAGUCACGCUCCGAGCUGACCAGCUCCGACUGGAAUACUGUCAUCGAGAGCACCGAAUCCGAGAUGCGCCGGCUUGACGAUGACAAGGAGAAGCUUGAUACAGAAUAUGCGGAAGCCGCACGCCGCGCUGGCGAUUCUGCACAGCUCGACUUCGUUCGAAAGGAGCUCAAGGAUCGGGAGCGUGGCUUGGAGACCAUGAAGAAUGCCCACAACCAGACGAUCAGCACUCUCCUUGGCAACGCAUGGUCACCAGCCAACGCUGAGCGUGACUUCCAGCGUGUGCUCGAACAGAAGGGCGCGGAGCUUUCUGAGGCUGAGCGUCAGAGGAACGGAACUUCCCAAGAGCUCGACUAUCUUAAGGCGAGGAUCAAAGAGCGCGAGGGCGAAAUUGAAGCUGCGCAGAAGGAUAUCAAGAACGCUACAGUAACGAUCAGGAACGCUUUAGACUGUACCCCUGACGCCUACCUCAACGAGAUGGAGCAGGUCGAGCGCAAUCGUGACGAGCUCAAGGCGGACAAGGAGCAGCUGGACAAAGUACGCGAAUUUCUCGAGUCGUGCAUUACAUCGGCAAAGAACACCAAGUCGUGCAGAAUCUGUUGCAAGAAGGUUGCCACCAAUCACGAGCUCGAGACACUGACUAACAGCGUCACGGCACAGCUCAAGAAAUAUCAGAUUGCACAAGACACGGAACAGAAUCUGAAGACGAUCGAACAAGACCUGAAGGAGGGCAAAGCCGCCAGACCUGCAUAUGAGACCUGGGAAAAGCUUCACAGCCAAGUACUUCCAGCCAAGCAAGCGGAAUUGCAGCAGCUCGAGCAAGACCACAAGCGUCUCACCGCGCAACUGGAGCAACAGGACUAUACAUUCGAUGAGAAGAAGCGGGCAAAGAGCGAUGUCGAUGCCAUGGCUCGGACGAUCCAGAACAUUUCCAAAUACGUCAAUGAGAUCGCCAACUUUGAGGCUCAGGUCAAGGAGCUUCAGGAGAAGCAGAAGACAGCAGGUCUAUCUCGUGGUCUCGAUCUCAUCGAAGGUGAUCUGAAGAAGGUCAACGAGAACUUGAAGGCUCUCAAGGCUCGCCACGGCGAUGCUCUGAGCAACCGCGAUCGUGUCAAGGCACGAAUCAACAACCUCGAGCUGCAGGCCAGCGAGCUCAAGGGCAAAGUUAGCCAGGCAGAGUAUCAGCUGAAGGAGAAGAAAUCUUUGCAGGCCCAAGAGGAAGAGUACAGAGGUCUUGUCGCUGAGAAGCGAGACGAAAUCAAAGCCAUCGAUACUCAGCUCCAGAACUUAGAGUCUGAGCAGUCGGCCGCGCAAGUCAAGUACGACGACAUCACCCAGCAGAGCGCCGAUCGAGACCGAGAGCUACAGGACAAGGCAGGCAAGCUGCACAGCAGCGUGAACAAGCUGAAGAUGGCAGACCAGGAGAUCCAAGCGUAUCACGAUCGAGGAGGCGACGCACAGUUGAAGCGAGGCCGGCAGGAAAUCGACACGGCAAAGUCCACGCUAGCCAGCCUCGUCGACACGCAGCGGAAUCUCGGCCGUGAGAUCAAGCAGCUCGAAGACCGUAACCGUGACCACGAUGAGACAAAGCGAAGCAUCGUCGACAAUCAGCGUUUCCGUCGCGACUUGCGCCAGCUUGAAGCCCUUAACAGGGAGAUAGCGGAGCUCGAGAGCCACAACGCUGAGGCGGACAAGGCGAGGUACGAGCAAGACGCCCGGUGGUGGCAAAACGAACGCAACAAGUUCGCCGCAGAAGAGGCUGGCGUCUCUGGACAGCUGAAGGAGGUCGACUCUGCCCUUGCUCAAGCCUACACAGACUGGGAGACAGACUACAAGAACGCUAAGAACAAGUACAAGGAGGCCCACGUGAGGGUGGAGACAACCAAAGCUGCGAUUGACGAUCUCGGCCGAUGCGCAGGCGCUCUGGACAAGGCCAUCAUGAAGUACCACUCGUUGAAGAUGGAAGAGAUCAAUCGCAUCAUCGCCGACCUCUGGCGCAGCACAUACCAAGGCACGGAUGUCGACACUAUCUUGAUCCGCAGCGAGAACGAGACGCAAAAGGCCAACAAGAGCUACAACUACCGCGUGUGCAUGAUGAAGCAAGACACCGAAAUGGACAUGCGCGGUCGCUGCUCGGCCGGGCAGAAGGUGUUGGCGUCCAUCAUCAUUCGUCUGGCUCUCGCAGAGUGUUUUGGCAGGAACUGCGGUGUCAUUGCUCUGGAUGAACCUACGACCAACCUCGACCAAGACAACAUCAUCGCCCUCGCAAAGAGUCUGGGCGAGAUCAUCCGUCAACGUCGUGCUCAGCGCAACUUCCAGCUCAUUGUUAUCACCCACGACGAGGACUUCCUGAGAGCCAUGAACUGCUCCGAUUUCACCGACAACUACUUCCGCGUGUACCGGGAUGGAGACCAGAAGAGUCAGAUUGUCAAGCAGAGCAUCUCUGAGAUUGCGUGA
This is a messenger RNA of Zasmidium cellare ATCC 36951, 3915 nucleotides long. RefSeq lists its product as uncharacterized. Gene Ontology annotation, cellular component: Mre11 complex; nucleus; condensed nuclear chromosome. Bases 1 to 3915 code for a protein of 1304 amino acids. The record is from RefSeq and is a predicted model, not a curated record. Gene Ontology annotation, biological process: chromosome organization involved in meiotic cell cycle; telomere maintenance via telomerase; double-strand break repair. Gene Ontology annotation, molecular function: G-quadruplex DNA binding; ATP hydrolysis activity; double-stranded telomeric DNA binding. The transcript has a single exon. Lineage: Eukaryota; Fungi; Ascomycota; Dothideomycetes; Mycosphaerellales; Mycosphaerellaceae.